CUGGUAAACACACUUAUAAGGGGUCUAUUAUGGGGGAAAUUGUAGGUAUGGAAUAAAGCUGUUAGUGGGGAACUGAAGAAAAGUCAGACCAUGGAAUCGGUUGCUUUGUUGCUCACGUAGGGUUUGUAGGGUUCGUAUACUUCGAGAUGACCCGAGACAUAAAGAUCUGUAAAUGUCAGCAGGUCUGACUCGAGUGGUCAUGGGGUCGUGUGGGAUGGAGAUGGAAAAGAAAUGCUAGUUGUGUAUUUCAGGACCUUGAGGUUUUGUUAUGUCACGAGCUCAAUCAUUGCUACUUUCAACAUUGUGCAUGAUUAUAUACAGUAAGUGUCCUGUCAUUGUGUGAUGGGCUCUCAGUGAUACUCAACGUCCCCUCGGUCCUGACACCACAGGGGAAAUGGUCUUAGUGGGGGAUCUGGUAUACAAGGCGUCAUAGUGAGCGUGUGGACAAUAGUGACGAUGGUCAGAUGUCUCAGUCCUCAGAACGAGAUGUGAGGUCAGAGGAUAAGUGGUGGUGAUCGUGAUACCUGAGAGCUUGUCAUUAUUAUGUGGUUGAAUCUCGCAGCUGUAAAUGAGGCAGUGAAGAAAAGUCCAUAGACCCUCACAUGCCUGUCAUUAGCGUAUCCAUAAGGUCAUCCUUGUAAGACUGGUAGGAUUUGUUCGCUUCCGGCCUUGAGUUGAAAUCGAAGCUCUUUAAAGCAAAAGGAAAGAUUGGGAUCUUAUUUGGAACAUAUGCUUGGCAUCAGACUAAUGUUAAUUCAGCAGUACACCUCUAACCACCUGUAUGUGACCAUCUGCGUGCUGGAACAUGUUCUUGUAUCCAACGUCAAUUAAGUGCUACAGAAUUUGCUUUAAUGGGCAGAUAAAAAUGGGUUUGGGUUUAUAUUUAUAGAUAUCAUACUUAUUUGCAUGGCCAGGCAUUUUUGUCAUUUCCUGCUCAUGACUGGUUGCUAUAUUUAUAAAAUCCCCAACUAGUAUUUUUAGAAGAGAAGCAGAGAUAUGGAAAUAAUGGGCUGCGUUAUAAAUGUGUGUAUUUCUGCCAUUUCCUGCUGCUUUAACACAGUGUCUAAUUAAGUGGGAACACCACUUCCUGUUUCUGUGUCAACCACAACAAAAACAAGCACAAUUUUUCAUGAAUGUGUUUUUUCUGUUUCGGUUUAAUCAGUGGGUUUAUUUCACAGCACAGCUGGUGUAAUUCCUGCCAAGAUGGAGGUGGUUGAGUCUCUCAGCUAAACCCCUUUCCUAAAGGCCUGUGUGUUGUCGUAGCGAUGAUUGCGACUGGGGGUGUUAUCACGGGCCUUGCGGCCCUGAAGAGGCAGGACUCUGCCCGCUCCCAGCAUCACCUGCCCAUCCAGUCCCCUGCUCCUCCUCCUGAGAAGAAACGUCUGAAAAGAAAACCUCGAACUGAUAUCGUCGUGGUCCGUGGAAAAAUUCGCCUGUACUCUGCCUCUGGUUUCUUUCUAGUCCUUGGAGUCCUUAUUUUGAUGGUUGGAAUUGCCAUGGCUGUACUGGGGUACUGGCCUCACAAGGACCACCAGAGGACACCUGCAGGCAAACACUUGGGAAAUGACACUCAGGCGGCGGUAGAAGCAGCAGCAGCGCAGGAGCAGGCAGGGAAGAUGGCGCAGUUCUUUGAGCAGCACUUGCACUCGGAGAAAAUGAAGAUGCUCGGACCCUUUACAAUGGGCAUUGGAAUAUUCAUCUUCAUCUGUGCUAACGCUAUCUUACACGAGAACAGGGACAGAGAAACGAAGGUCAUUCACAUGAGGGACAUGUACUCAACUGUCAUAGACAUCCACAGCCUGAGAUUACAGGAGCAGAAAUGUAUGAACGGAGCUUACACAGGUCCCUAUGCUGACCAUGAGAUCCGCUCUUUCGGCCAGGACAGUCAUUACACCUCGCGACUAGCCGCUAACACGCUGCUGACGUUCUCAGGAUUAGGCGGCGAUGUAAGACUUUCCCGCCGAACAAGCUCUGCUGAAGAUGAGGAAGGCCUAAUGAGUGAAGGAGGCUCUGGCUUGUUGUCACCUGGAUAUAGAGAACGUUCAGGAUCGAUAUUCGGGUUUCAAUCAGAAGGGAUGUGUCACUGGGAGGACAAACGUAAUGAUCUAAAGAAGUGUCAGACGCGCUCCAUCGUAUCAUCGUCCAUCAGCGCAUUUACGCUUCCUGUCAUCAAACUCAACAACUGCGUGAUCGACGAGCCUGACAUUGACAGCAUAACCGAGGACUCUGAGCAGCUACGAGACAGAUCAAGACCUUUGUCCAUGGAGUCCUUAACCGUACCUAUUCCAGAUAUCUCGAAAGCCUUCAAGCCUCCCAGUACAACGUUGCUCCGGAGUAAUUCUGCUACAGAAUCCUCUGUGUAUGCAUCUGCAUCUGCAUCCUCCCUGUCCCCUGGAUCCACCAGCAGUCGGUACCUGUCUCCCGGAGCAGCUCGGAAAGACUUUGACUCGAACAAUUCCUUACACAUGCUCUCGGUUCACUCCAAGUCUCUGGACCUGGAACGAGGUCCCACCAUGCUGACCGUGCAGCCGGAACAGCGCAAGCACCCAAGCUGGCCCAGGCUGGACCGCAGCAACAGCAAAGGCUACACCAAGCUGGAGAAUAAAGAAGACCCGAUGGAUAGGCUGCUGGUGCCCCCAGUGGCUGUAAAGCGCGAUUACACCAAAAAAGAAAAACUGCUCAUGAUCUCAAGGUCACACAACAAUCUGAGCUUUGAGCAUGAUGAGUUUAUGAGCAGCACUCUGAAAAGAGGGACGUCCGAGACCAGGUUUUAAGGGACAUCUCGUGCACACAUUUUCAUCCCUCUGCAAUAUAAAUACCUACUUAUAAAUAAUGACUUUUUGUUGGUUUGCAACAUUGUUGAAGUGGUUGUGAAUUUCAGAAACACAAGUCCCAUGGACUACAAGCUCAGGUGGAUAUUCUGAUAGUCAGAGCAUUUCUAAAAUGACGCCUAAGGAUUUUUAACCCUGGAAACAAAACAGGUGACGGGUGAAUCGUUGUAAAUAGACUGUGAUGUAAUAGCCGUGUUGUUUGUUAAACACAUUUUAGUAUGUUUCUCUAUUUGAUAACCGUUAAUACAGGACCUGAUGCUAGUUUUAUGUGUGUGUGUGUGUGUGUGUGUGUGUGUGUGUGUGUGUGUGUGUGUGCACAUUGUUGUACCAGAGAUGGAUGAUUAUUUUGCUAAGAGAUUUUAAAUAAUUUAUUGUUCAAAAAAAAACCUAACAACUACCAAAACAAAAACACACACACGGCUAUUUUUGAACAAGAGUCUUCGAUGUAUAAUUUAUCUGCUUCUCAGAAUAAAAGUAACCUUUUCACACAAUA
Molecule: messenger RNA, 3324 nt
Organism: Tachysurus fulvidraco (yellow catfish)
Lineage: Eukaryota; Metazoa; Chordata; Actinopteri; Siluriformes; Bagridae
Gene: tmem200a
Product: transmembrane protein 200A
Exons: 2
Coding region: 1266-2774 (502 amino acids)
Source: RefSeq, a predicted model, not a curated record